Messenger RNA from Gongylonema pulchrum, 297 nucleotides. Lineage: Eukaryota; Metazoa; Nematoda; Chromadorea; Rhabditida; Gongylonematidae. The record is from the annotation of a GenBank genome assembly.
AUGCGAGCGCUCCAGGAAAUUCGUCGUCUACAGCGAACAGUGGAUCUGCUGAUACCUCGUGCACCAUUUCAACGUUUGGUGCGGGAAAUUGCAAUGGAUGUAGCGGAGAAACACCUGGAUAUUCGUUUCCAGUUCGCCGCAAUAACAGCCCUUCAGGAAGCGGCAGAAGUUUACCUUACAUGCCUAUUUGAGGACACCAAUCUGGCGGCGAUUCACGGCAAACGUGUGACUAUUUUCCCGAAAGAUAUCCAGUUCGUGCGCCGUCUUCGAGGAGAAAUCGCCCGUUACGGCCGUUAA